Panthera uncia (snow leopard) is the source of this 2854-nucleotide messenger RNA. RefSeq names its product nuclear receptor subfamily 1 group I member 2 (gene NR1I2). Gene Ontology annotation, molecular function: RNA polymerase II cis-regulatory region sequence-specific DNA binding; nuclear receptor activity; zinc ion binding. Gene Ontology annotation, biological process: negative regulation of transcription by RNA polymerase II; positive regulation of transcription by RNA polymerase II; cell differentiation. Bases 5 to 1378 code for a protein of 457 amino acids. The record is from RefSeq and is a predicted model, not a curated record. Lineage: Eukaryota; Metazoa; Chordata; Mammalia; Carnivora; Felidae. The transcript is spliced from 8 exons.
CAGCAUGUCUCUGUCCAGCCCUUUCGUUCCCUGUGGUUUUUUCACUUGUAGCCCAAGAGGCCUGGCAGCCAACCUGGAGGAGAGACCUGGAGAAAGCUGGAAACAUGCUGCCCUUAUGCACUGCAAAACAACAGAUUCAGCUCCUGGGAAGCCUGCCGUCAGCGCACUUGACGGAGAUGGGGGUCCCCAAAUCUGCCGUGUAUGCGGGGACAAGGCUACUGGCUACCACUUCAAUGUCAUGACAUGUGAAGGAUGCAAGGGCUUUUUCAGGAGAGCCAUAAAACGCAACACCCGGCUGAGGUGCCCCUUUCGGAAGGGCGCCUGCGAGAUCACCCAGAAGACCCGGAGACAAUGCCAGGCCUGCCGCCUCCGCAAGUGCCUGGAGAGCGGCAUGAAGAAGGAGAUGAUCAUGUCGGACGCGGCUGUGGAGCAGAGGCGGGCCUUGAUCAGGAGGAAGAAGAGAGAACGAAUGGGCACUCAGCCCCUAGAAGCCAAGAGUCUGACUGAGGAACAGCAGACAAUGAUCAGAGAGCUGAUGGAUGCUCAGACGAAAACCUUUGAUACCACCUUCUCCCACUUCAAGGAUUUCCGGCUGCCAAAAGUGCUCAGCAGUGGCCCUGGGAUUCCGGAAUCUCUGCAGACUCCAUCGGGGGAAGACGCUGCCAAGUGGAGCCAGAUCAGGGAGGAUCUGUGCUCACUGAAGGUCUCUCUGCGGCUGCGGGGGAAAGAUGGCAGCGUCUGGAACUACAGACCCCAAGCUGACAGCAGUGGGAAAGAGAUCUUUUCCCUGCUGCCCCACAUGGCUGACAUGUCAACCUACAUGUUCAAGGGCAUCAUUAACUUUGCCAAAGUCAUCUCCCACUUCAGGGACCUGCCCAUAGAAGACCGGAUCUCCCUGCUGAAGGGGGCCACCUUUGAGCUGUGCCAACUGAGAUUCAACACAGUGUUCAACGCAGAGACUGGAACCUGGGAGUGCGGUCGGCUGUCCUACUGUUUGGAGGACACUGCAGGUGGCUUCCAGCAGCUUCUCCUGGAGCCCGUGCUGAAAUUCCACUACAUGCUGAAGAAGCUGCAGCUACAUAAGGAGGAGUAUGUGCUGAUGCAGGCCAUCUCUCUUUUCUCCCCAGACCGCCCUGGUGUGGUACAACGCAGUGUGGUGGACCAGCUGCAGGAGAGAUUCGCCAUCGCCCUGAAGGCCUACAUCGAGUGCAAUCGGCCCCAGCCUGCCCACCGGUUCCUGUUCCUGAAGAUCAUGGCCAUGCUCACCGAGCUCCGCAGCAUCAACGCCCAGCACACCCAGCGUCUGCUGCGCAUCCAGGACAUACACCCCUUUGCUACCCCCCUCAUGCGGGAGUUGUUUAGCAUCACGGAUGGCUGAGCAGCUGCCCCUUGGACGAGCCUCCAUGGGGCAGCCAGAGCCCUCGGAGCUGCCAUUCCUGGGGCUAGAUAGAUGGAUAUGGCUGAGAGCUGACAAUGCCUUACAGGUCCUGCCUCCCCGGGGAAUGCACAACCACCCUUCCUACAAUGCUGCCUGGCAUUCUUCAGGAAGGGGAUAAGGGUCUCCCCAGCAUGGAGAGUGAAGCCACAUAGACACUUUGAUGAAGAGUGCACUGGCCUAUAGGUUGGGCCCGUCCAGAGGCGAGAUCACCCUCCCCUUAGAAAUGGCCCUGUGGUCUGGGGAUUUAGUGUCAUGGUGGGAGAGGGGAAGAGGUGACUGGGGCUGGACCAUCUGGGAGUCUAUGCUCGCACCCAAGUUCAUUAGCUUCUUGGAUGUUUCCGCUGCUAUCUCUAAGUAUCCCUGUCUUUCCCACCCCACUCAUUCCCAACCUGCAGCCUCUUGUCCUGAGCUGUUCAGUGAGUCCCAGGCCUGUGUUCAUCAGCAGGUGCAUUUGUGUCUGUGAGAGAAGCCUGAAGGCCUGUAGCAAACGGCAGAAGCUUGUCAUGACUUCUGUGUCUAUUCUUCCUUCUUUCUGGGCACCUCAUUCUGUGUCUCUGCAUCCAUUCAAACACAUUAGUAAGCACCAACAGUUUGCAGCUUGCUGUGGGGUAUACAAUGCUGACUCAGACAUGGUUCCUGACCUUCAAUACUUUCAAAUUCAAUCUAACAAAGCAGAAACACAAAUAGCUUUGAUCAAAAGCAGUGAUAAUUGACAUAAGAAACACAAGGAAUUUCUGUGAAUGCCAUGUGGGGUUCUGCAUGCACUUGAGGACCCAAGUGAGGGACCUCUGGAACGUGUGUUCGUGGGACCGAACUGGCUGUGUGCAUAUGUGUGUGCCUUGGUGUAGGUCUGCUCCGCAUAUGGACUGGGGCUUGGCUUUUCUCCUGAGGCUGGAACACAGGGGUGCUUUGUGUGACAAGGCUACACUGGCAGGCAGUUAAUAAACCGUCUAGAUACACAUGCACCGUAUGUUCCUGUUUACAUGUCUAUUUUGAAAGCUACAGAGUAUGAAAGUGUUUGCGUUGUUUAUAGCCAUUUUGACUAAAAAUGUUUUUGCCCUUUGUGCAAAUUAUAUUUUGACUAAUUUCACAAAAGGCAUUCUAUACCCAAGGACAGGCUUAGCAAAUAGGUUCCUGAGUUUAGUGUCAAAUAAAGGCAAGAGGACUGAAAUAACUUUUGGCUAGAGAUGUAAACCUUUUUUUGCCUUUUUUUCUGGGGGAGAAAGAAAUGUGGAGGUGGGAAAAUAGAAGUAUUAUUAUAUAUUUCUUUACUACUUAUUUUUACUAUUGCCUUUUACACAUCUAAAGGCUAUUGGUGUAAAAACAUAAAAAUGAUUUCACCUGGUUUGCUCACGAUUAUUCCAUGUAAAAACCAUAUAAAAAUGCUACAUUUCCCCAAUUGUGUGUGUUUGUGUA